UCAGAUGACUGUCAAAUUAAGAGCAAUGUCAAAUUGUCAAAUCAAAAAUAUAACCUCAUCUUUAUGAUGCAAUUCAGAAUACUCAAUAAUAAAACAAUGUUUACCAAGUGAAUACACGUAAUUUAAUUUAUAUUAUUUGUGCUACUGCCACCUGAGAUGGGUGCCUUAGUGACCAAAGCUUUGAGACCCAUAAAAACCUUUAACAUUGAAAAUCGCGCUCAUCGUGAGAUUGCUAAAGCCAAACCUACCCCGGCUCCUAAAUAUCCUGAAAAUAUAGCAGAUUUACAACGUACAUUAGAAGCGGAUCCAAAUAUAGACGAAAAACUCGAUAAAAAAGAUGAAGAGCUCGAUAAAAGAUUAAAAGAUGUUUAUGUAACCUCAUUUGGAAGGCCAGAGGAUGAUAUUACGCGUGAAAAGCAGACUAAGCAUAAGACUUUACGGCCAUUGCCACAGGAUCGCAAAAUGCCGGAACAAUAUGACUUUGGUUUCAAGGAGCCCGAGAGAAUACCGUACGGGCGAACUACUCUUCGAGCUGCUAUAAACUUUAUAGCAUCUCACCAAGCGAAUCCCGAGGAAGUGACGGCGGCUAAGAUAGCUCUAGAGUAUAAACUAAAGGAGGAGGAUGUGCAUAGUAUACUUAAGUAUUACAAGACUUAUGAGGUUUACAUACCAGAGACAAAGACGUCACCGGCCAUGUUUGCUGGCCCGGCUCAAAUGAGGAAACAGUUGUACAAACUUGAUACUAAGGAAUUAGAAGAUAGUAAAUCGAAGGAAGAUGCCUCCACUGCUCAAGAAAAUGUGAAAGCUAAGGAUGCAGUCUAGUUACCAUUUAGUGACAUUACAUUAAAUAAAUUCACCAGAAUAAUUACCUCAACAUGUUAGUGGAGUAUGGAGUGGAGCCUUUAAGAACAAAUUGUUGGAUUAUUUAUUAGAUAUUUGUAUUAAGAUAUACUUUGUAGGUAUAUUAUGUUGUGAGCUUAGGUUUAUGCCUGGAUUUUCAAACCUAACUGCUAAUUAGGUUUGACUUAAAACACUUAUGAGAAUAACCAAAUAAUAAAAUAAUGAAUUUCUUAUAAAAAAAUAUUUAUUUUUGAGUUUUACUUCUGUUUCUGUUAUGUAUUUCAGCUGCAUCAUGUUAGGUAAUUAUUACAUAGUACAUUAUUAUCAUUAAAUAGAUAAUUUAUCUUAUUAUAAUAAAGAUGUUGAUAGCAAUAUCUAGGUCAAUGUGAUUUAGUAGUUAGAAGAAAUAAAUGGUUUUGUUUUCAUC
Messenger RNA from Spodoptera frugiperda (fall armyworm), 1267 nucleotides. RefSeq names its product protein NDUFAF4 homolog. The coding region runs from base 157 to 822 and encodes 221 amino acids. Gene Ontology annotation, biological process: mitochondrial respiratory chain complex I assembly. The record is from RefSeq and is a predicted model, not a curated record. Gene Ontology annotation, cellular component: mitochondrion. The transcript has a single exon. Lineage: Eukaryota; Metazoa; Arthropoda; Insecta; Lepidoptera; Noctuidae.